CCAGUGAACUAUUUGGAUGAUGAGGAAGGUAUUGAAGAGGAUAUUGAAAUAAUUGAUGAAGAUAAAGAAAAAGAAGAAAGAAUGGAUGCAUCCAAAAGAGAAAGUGACGUCACGAGCGAAGAAUCUGAAGAUGAUGACAAUGGAUAUUAUCUUAUCCCAGAGACAAGAGUGUAUGGGGACGCCCAUAAAUCCAAAGUCAACAUAUCAGAAGAGAAAGUUGAAGAAACGAACAUUACUUUAGUUGAUAAAGAUAAAAGAAACGGUGAUACAGACCUUCAAGAAGUAUCUGUAGAAAUAGAGAGACCAGAUAAUAGAGAGACAGAGCAGAAGAAAGAGACCAAGGCUUCUUCUCAGAUCAUAGAUGUGAGGACAGAAAGCUUAGAACAACAUAUAGAAAGAGAUGAAGAGAAUAUACUUGAAGAACACAGAAAUUUAGGGCACAUAGACAAAACAACUGAAACAUUGAAAGAUAGACAUGAAGAUACAUUGACAUACAGAACAGACACAAUAGAAGAAGAAUAUAGACAUACUGAUAUAGAAAGAAGACAAGUAGAAAAUGAGAAUGAAAGUGUUGAACAUAAAGAAGAAACCGAUAACAGAAACUUAAGAGAUAGAAGUAAAAGGCAAUUAGAGGAACGAUUGAUAGAGCCACAGAUAGAUAUCAAUAAUACUGUAGAAGUAACAGAUACUGAGACAGACACAACACUAGGAGAAACUGACACACAGACACAAACAAAACAACUUAAGAGAAACACUAACAGGAAAAGACUUUUACCACCAGAUCCACCAAGAAGAUCUGAUAGAGCAAGAAAACCACCAAAACGCUAUGAAGAUUUUCAAAUGUAUGGAAUAGUUAAUACAAGCACUACACCAUAUGAUUCUCGAUUCAAAGCUUUGGAGACAUUAAUUGGAUCAGGAGUACUUCAAACCAUGGACAUAGACACAGCAAGAAAAAUAGUAACAUCUUUAAUGUCGUGAUAAGUUUUAAAAUUUUAAACUGCUUUUAAGGUUUGAUGAUAAUAAUAAAAAUAAAAAACCUAAAUCAUAUCAAACAUAAUAUAAAACCUUUGAUAUUAUUAUUUUAAAAAUAUAGUAUUAAUGUUCUUAUGAGAUAUAUCAUAAUGACAUUUUAAAUGGGGACAUUUUAUUUUAAGCAGGGGGGAGAAAGUUGAAUGUUAAUUAAAGUACAUUGUAUCAAGUACAUAGUACUUUAAGUAUAUUAUUCUUUAUGUACUUUGUCCAUUACGCGUUUAAUCCAUUGUCCGCAAUGUUAAAUUGUCUUAAGGAAGUUAAAAGUUAAAGUAUGUUAUUCUUUAAAGUGCACUGUUCUUUAAGAAGAUUGUUCUUUAAGUACAUUGUCUUUAAAGUACAAACAUUUUUUUGAUUAAAGGGAGUUGAUCAUAUAAAGAAUCAUAUUGUGUUUGGUAUAUUCACAAUACAUGUUUAAUAUAGUUAGUAUAAAUCUAUGACUAUCAUAGAUUUUAGUUAGUUAGUUGAAGUAGAGAUAUUUUGACGAGACAAUGACGGGACGUCAUUUAAGACGGGGCGGAAAUGUGUAACCAAGUGCUAUUUUUAAGGUUUUUACUAUUUUCCAAGAAAGGUAACUCUGUCGACCUUGUUUGAUUUUAAUCUUUACUUUGGGUGAUUAUGUCCCCUUGACCACAUUUGCUAUUUGCUCAACCAUAACGUUUCCCUCCUAAAGUUAGGGUCACUUGAGGUCAUUCUUUGUGUAAUCAGAAGUUGAUGGUCAUAGUGACAUGAAUAUAUGUUUUUCUGACUUAGAAAUUAUUAAUAAUAAGGAUUUGGAUUGAGGAAUUGGUAUUUGUAUGUUUUAUUUAUUUGUUCUUAAAAGUUCUAAUGUCAACUAAAUGAAGACUUAUAGUAAUUAAUACAGUUGUGGAUUUGAUAAAAGUUAUUUUGAUAAAUUUGUAUUGUUCUUGAGUGUUAGAAUUCAAGAUGGCAGCAUAUGUUCUUAUCUUAUAGUUAUUCAUAGAAAUCACUGUUUCUAUUUGUAUUGCACUGAUGUUUGUAAAUUACAGUUUACAGCAUAAUUAACAGCACGGUGAGACAGGUGUGAGACAGGUGUGAUAUAGAAGGAGUUUGGUCCACAAUCGGGCUCGUUGCUAUAUGCUAUAUGCUAUGUGAUGCUAAUUGUUAGUACUAUAUGUGUGCUAUGAAAUGUUGAUCUGAUGGACUAUAUAUAUUGGUGUCUACUACAAAUUAAACAAGAACCAGCAACCCUCAAGUUUUGUUUUGAAUUUACCCAUAGGGAAAACACAACUGGGU
This is a messenger RNA of Ruditapes philippinarum (Manila clam), 2286 nucleotides long. RefSeq lists its product as uncharacterized. The transcript is spliced from 2 exons. The record is from RefSeq and is a predicted model, not a curated record. NCBI's taxonomy places the organism in Eukaryota, Metazoa, Mollusca, Bivalvia, Venerida, Veneridae. The coding region runs from base 82 to 978 and encodes 298 amino acids.